Molecule: messenger RNA, 1149 nt
Organism: Chrysochloris asiatica (Cape golden mole)
Lineage: Eukaryota; Metazoa; Chordata; Mammalia; Afrosoricida; Chrysochloridae
Gene: CHI3L1
Product: chitinase 3-like 1 (cartilage glycoprotein-39)
Exons: 10
Coding region: 1-1149 (382 amino acids)
Biological process (GO): carbohydrate metabolic process; chitin catabolic process
Cellular component (GO): extracellular region
Molecular function (GO): chitin binding
Source: RefSeq, a predicted model, not a curated record
AUGUGUCUGAGGAUGACUCAAACAGGCCUUGUGGUCUUACUGCUGCUCCAGUGCUGUUCUGCUUACAAACUGGUCUGCUACUACACCAACUGGUCCCAGUACCGGGAGGGUAAUGCGAAAUGCUUCCCAGACAACAUCGACCCCUUCCUCUGCACCCACAUCAUCUACAGCUUUGCCAACAUAAGCAACAACGAGAUCGACACCUUGGAGUGGAAUGACGUGACACUCUAUGGCAUGCUGAACUCACUCAAGAAAAAUAACCCCAACCUGAAGACUCUCCUGUCUGUUGGAGGAUGGAACUUUGGCUCUGAGAGAUUUUCCAAAAUAGCCUCCAACAGUCAGAGUAGCCAGACUUUCAUCAAGUCGGUGCCAACAUUUCUGCGGACCUAUGGCUUUGAUGGGCUGGACCUGUCCUGGAUCUACCCUGGACGGAGAGACAGACAGCAUUUCACCAACCUGGUCAAGAAUUUGAAGGCUGAGUUUUCAAAGGAAGCCCAGUCAGGAAAAGAGCAGCUCUUACUCAGUGCAGCUUUUCCUGCCGGGAAGGUCAACAUCGACAUUGGCUACGAUGUCCCCCAGCUCUCACAAUACCUGGAUUUCAUCAAUCUCAUGACCUAUGACUUUCAUGGAGCUUGGAGAGAUAUCACAGGCCAUCACAGCCUCCUCCACAAAGACCAGGAUAGCUUAAGUUCUGACCGAUACUUUAAUGUUGAGUACGCUGUGGGGUACAUGUUGAGUCUGGGAGCCCCAGCUAAUAAGCUGGUAAUGGGCAUCCCCACCUACGGGAGAAGCUUUACCCUGGCAUCCUCUAUGACGGGCUUUAGAGCUCCAACCUCAGGGCCUGGAACAGAAGGCCACUUCACCAAGGAGAAGGGCAUGCUUGCCUACUAUGAGAUCUGUGAUUUCCUCAACGGGGCCAACAUCAAAAGACUCCGUUUGGGGAAGGUCCCUUAUGCCACCAAGGGCAACCAGUGGGUAGGGUAUGACGACCAGGAAAGCGUCAAAACCAAGGUGCAGUACCUGAAGAGCAAGCAGCUAGCAGGCGCCAUGGUGUGGACUCUGGACUUGGAUGACAUUCGAGGCUCUUUCUGUGGCCAGAAGGCAUUCCCUCUCACGAGCACCAUCAAGGAUGCACUCUCUGUAGCUUAG